AAUGACGAUAUAAAUUGCCUCUAUUUCAAUCCUUUCACCUUUUUAACGCCACUGCUUUCUCAACUUUCUCUCUCUCUCUCGAGAUCCUUUUUAUUUAUUUAUUUUUCUUCUAAAAGAUCCAUUAUGAGAUUCACUCUUGCAUGCGGAACGCUUCUCGUGAUGAUGAGUGCUCUAUCGUCUGCUCAGCCUAUUGAUAAACGCGAAUCGGGGGUUGACAAGGUCGUUCACACCAUUACCGGUUUGUUCAAGGGCUCGGCGACGUUUUUCCAUCCAGUAUCAGAGGGUGGACCCAUUGGUUCAUGUGGUCCAAAGGAAAACGACAAUAGCCCGAUCUGUGCUUUGAAUCUUCAUCAAUAUGGCGACGAAGACAGUAAAAGUCACUGGUGCGGCAAAAAAGUGCUCAUCAAGCAUAAGAACAAGCAGACAACGUGCACAAUUACGGAUUGUUGCCCUGGUUGCGGACCAAAUUCGCUCGAUCUUACUCCGAGAGUGUUUAGUCAACUUGCAGAAUAUGAUAUCGGCGUGAUCCCCAUCACUUGGUGUAUUAUUGGCACCAAAGGUUGCUCCAAGUAGGAGCAAGCAGGCAAAAAGCAGAGGAAAAAAUACCCCCCGUCAUGUAUUGAUUUUGUGAAAACCCGCCGAUGCCCUUUCUCCUCCUCGUCAGCCGUAGCGCAAAAUAGGCGAUCCAUUGAAUCUCGUGUCUUGUAUCAACCCUUGACAAGCAUGAAUGGAUUCCUUGUUCUUUUAAUGUAUUCUUAGUAUCGAUCUUUGUAAUUAAUAUACCAGCUUCAAAAAUAAAAAUAAAAAUAAGAACAAGGAAAAGGCAAAGGAAAAGGAAGACGACACAUCAAAACGGAGGACGUGCAUAUCGAAACGACAUCUGAACAAGACCUGGAGGUUGAAGUUUAAUACGGCAAGAGAUACGUGAAGCCUAAUUCUGGCAUGUAUUCUACAGUAUUCCCGCGCUGUUUUUCAGUUACCG
Molecule: messenger RNA, 982 nt
Organism: Radiomyces spectabilis
Lineage: Eukaryota; Fungi; Mucoromycota; Mucoromycetes; Mucorales; Radiomycetaceae
Product: RlpA-like double-psi beta-barrel-protein domain-containing protein-containing protein
Exons: 4
Coding region: 124-573 (149 amino acids)
Source: RefSeq, a predicted model, not a curated record